Messenger RNA from Falco peregrinus (peregrine falcon), 4036 nucleotides. It is a transcript of the gene RNF43, whose product is annotated as ring finger protein 43. Gene Ontology annotation, biological process: ubiquitin-dependent protein catabolic process; Wnt receptor catabolic process. The record is from RefSeq and is a predicted model, not a curated record. Gene Ontology annotation, molecular function: frizzled binding; ubiquitin protein ligase activity. NCBI's taxonomy places the organism in Eukaryota, Metazoa, Chordata, Aves, Falconiformes, Falconidae.
CUCCGCUCCGCUCCGCUCCGCUCCGCCGCGCCGGCCCCGCAGCGCUGCCUGCGGCGGUGCUGCCCUUGAUCCUGCUGGGUGCUUUCGGCUCCGCUCGCACCUGCCUGCCUGCUGCCUGCGCGCCGCGGGGACUGCCUGCUGGCUUUUAACCUUUUGUUAUUAUAAAUACCGACUUUGGGGGGUUGGUGGGUUUUUUUAAAGACCGAGACCAGACAUCACCAGACCCACGCAGUUUUCUUAAGCUGCUGGAAAUAACUUUGGCCCAGGAUUUACAGCCCAGUUUCCACCCACCCUGGCCCCUGUGGACUCCAGCAGGCACGCGCUGCCUAACAGGUUUGCAGAUUAUUUUAUUUUUUUUAAAUCAUUUUUUCUCCUCAUGGCUGUGCGAUCACCGUAACUUUAGGUUUAGUUGAAAACAGCCUCUGCCUGAGUUCUCCCCGUUAUGAAGGCUCCUCGACACAUUUCAUGGGACCUUCGGGCAGACCACAGAACUUUAUAUUUUAUUUUGUGGGGCCUUCAGUCGAGAUCUUAAUGUGCGCGUGGAAGCGGUCAUACCAGAACUCGGGCACGCGCAGAAAAAGUGCGAGAGAAACCAGAGAUGCUGUAACUUUUUGCUUGCUACAUGUUUGGUGUGGUAGCUAAACUUCCAAAGUCUUUUGGAGCCUUUUCGUUUCCUGGGAACUUGAAACUCUGAAGAGAAGCUCCAUGCUUUAUUAGUUGUUCUCGAGAACUGCACCCGGAGUCAGACUCGGAACGUGGAUUGCCCGGAGAAGACUAAAGUUGAUCUCAGACUUGAAUGAAGCACUUCUGGCACGAGCAGGAUGGAAGGGAUCGACUUGAUUUGGAGGAGAACAGUACCGAAGCAAACUUCCUUUUCACCAUAAAUUCAAGCAACAGCUCCAGCAUAAUUUCUGAGAAAGCCACCGGUAAAUGCAGGUAACAUUCAGGGGGAAGAGCUUGAGCUGACGUGGUGGGAAGUGCUGUCGAGAAGGUGAGGUGUCUCUCGAGGGUAUUUGAGAUGGAUGUUUUGAACCUGUGGAUCUCCCUAACCCUUGGGCAGGAGACACGAGGACACCACGUCUGUGGGGAGAUCUCCCUGGGCCUCAUCUCUGUGGGACCGACGCGUUCCAAACGUGCCCCAGUGUUCCUGUAGAGCUGAACUGAUUUCUUGCUUACAACCUGUUCCGCUGACCUUUUGGGAUUUAUCUGCUGGAGGAGGGACUCAUACUUCAGGAUUUUUGUUUUUUGUUUGUUUGUUUGUUUAAAAUAUGCCUUUGAGCUCCCAGCGGCCUUUGAGCACGUGGCACCAAGGAAGAGAAAUGGUGAUGGCAAGGACUGGAGAAGUUGUGCGGUAAGCAGUGCUGGCGGUGACCGAGGCGCUCUGUCCCCGCUCUCCUGCCUCCCCGCCACUGGGACCGCACGCUGGGCAAGCCGACGAGCUUUGCCGACGGCCGGAGCCCACCGCAGGGUGAGGACGCAUUCCUGAGCGGUAUGUGUGGCCGGAGCCCGCUGCUGCAGCUGGUAGCAUGAGUGCUGGCCCCCAGCUGCAGCUGGCUGUCCUCUGGCCCUGGCUGCUCAUGGCGACGCUGCAGGCAGCACUGGACCAUACAGGGCUGGCGCUGGCGGCGGGGGUCGAGUCGGAGAGGUCGGCGACGCAGAAAGCCAUCAUCAGGGUGAUCCCUCUCAAAGUGGAGCCGAUCGUCCUGGAAGGGGAGUUUGCAAACGUUGCGGAGGUGACUCCAGCCGAAGGAAAGCUGCUCCAGUCCCACCCGCUGUCCCUGUGCAACACCAGUGAGGAUGAACACACUGAGUCGGGAUUCAUCACCAUUGUCAAGCUUGAACAACCGGAUCGGGAUCCCAACCCCUGCCUGUCUCUGGCUAACAAGGCAAAGCUGGCAGGGGAGCGUGGAGCCCGUGCAAUCCUUUUUGACAUUACUGAUGAUGAAAGCGCUGCUGAUCAGCUGAGAAAGCCCAGAGGUCUGAGUCAGCCUGUUGUUCUGAUCAGGGGCCACGAUGCUGAGCUUCUCAUGGGUGUCGUGAACAAGAACAGAGAGGCCCAUGUGAAGAUAGAGGUCAAGGAGCCACCAGCUUGGCCAGACUACGACGUGUGGAUUCUUCUCACGGUGGUCAGCACUGUGGUUGUCAUCAUUUUGAUUUUUGUCGUCCGCACAAAGUGCCAACUGAACAGGACUCAGGACUCCCUGCAGCAGCAGACCAUGCAGGCCAUCAGGCAGCUGGCCACGCGCAGGUACCAGGCAAGGUGCCGACAGGCGUCGCGGUGGGACUCGGCCAGCAGCUGCAGCUCAGCCCCGGUCUGCGCGAUUUGCCUGGAGGAGUUCAGCGAGGGCCAGGAACUGCGGAUCAUCUCAUGCUCCCAUGAGUUUCACCGGGAAUGUGUUGACCCCUGGCUGCAGCAACACCACACAUGUCCACUUUGCAUGUUCAAUAUUCUUGCCAGAGAGUCAGUGGACCAGGCCACAGCUGCUGGCUCCAGGCUGGCCCCACGGGACAUGGAGCCUGGACGGCGACUCCACCUUUUCCGCCAGCACCCAGGACAUGCCCUUUACCACCUCCCACACGCGUAUCCUCAGAGGAACCUCAGGAGCUUUCCCCCGGAGCCAGCCCAUGGCAACCCCUUCUUCCACUCUCACGAGCUCUCCCAGGUGGAUUUUGACACCAUCCACUACAUGCCCUACAGGCAAGCCACCUCCCUGCUUGCCUGUGGCCACUCGUCCCCCCUGGCCCCGGGCUUGCUGGGUCAGCAGCAUCCCAACCCCUCGGCGUGCGGGCAGCCACAGCCGCCCCACAGGACUUGUUCUCUGCAGCCCCAGCCCCCCUGCCUGGGGCUGAAGGCAGCCCUGGUGCAGAAGCAGCACCGUGCACCUGCCCUGCGCCGGGGGGGUGGCCAUGGGCACCAGCACAACAGCAGCGGCUCCGGGGAGAGCUAUCUCACGGAGCACAGCGGGUACCUGGCAGACGGGCCAGGCAGCGACUCCAGCUCGGGGCCCUGCCAUGGUUCCUCCAGUGACUCCAUGUUGAACUGCACGGACGUCAGUCUGCAGGGCAUCCAUGGCAGCUGCUCCACUUUCCGCAGCUCCCUCAGCAGCGACUACGACCCCUUCGUGUACUGCAGCUCGGAGGGACCCACAACCGACAAUGGCCAGGAGCAGCCGCGGCCACCGAGGGAGACGCGACCCAGGUCCUUGGACCUGAUGGUGCCUGGGGGUGCUGCUCCAGCCAAGGCCCAGGUGCUCAGCCACGUCCACUACCACCACCACCAGCACCAUCACUACAGAAGAGACACGGAGUGUCCACCUGGACGGGCUGGGCAGCGCAAAUCCCGGUACUCUGGGGCCAAGGUUGGCUUCCACAGUGCUCGGACACAAAAGAGGACUGAGAAAAGCCAUAACUGCCAGCAGCCUCUGGAAAGCAGUGCCGUGCUACAGGAGACAGCUCCGGCAGGACAGCCAGCCUGUCCUCAGCAAAGCUGGGAGCCCCCUCAUGCCCCCUCCGCUUCUCCAAACAGGUUGGAAGAUGCCAACAGACAAUCAGGAGCAGCUGACACAUCCCCUGUCCUGCUGCCCGCAAGACACAGCUUACAGAGCCGUCAUCACCGAAGGAAAAGAAAGUGUCCCCUGGAGCCCGACCCCGCUCUCCUGCCCGAGGACUCAGCCUUCGCCAAAGACUGCGAUGCCCACGUGCCUCACGGCCAUCCCGCUGGCUACCGCUGCUCACCCGAAGUCCAGCCCCUGAUCCCCAGCGCUCGCCUGCCCUGCGGCUCGGGCUCUCAGACACUCUGGAAGUGUUUAGUGUCACAGUCCGGCUCAGAGCUGAAAAAGCAGGAGGAGGGGUUGUCAGGACGGGAGGGAAACUGCACGGCUCCUGCUGAUUUCUCAGGGACAGGCACCCCCAGACACAGUCUGAGUCUUCACCUUCGCUGCCCGUCUCAGCGGGGCAGUCAGGGAUCUGAAGAGGAGGUCCAGGAUGCCCACGAACACUCAGUUUAAUUAAAACACUGGCCUGUUUGCUUACUGGA